Messenger RNA from Rhizophagus irregularis DAOM 181602=DAOM 197198, 930 nucleotides. RefSeq lists its product as uncharacterized. NCBI's taxonomy places the organism in Eukaryota, Fungi, Glomeromycota, Glomeromycetes, Glomerales, Glomeraceae. The record is from RefSeq and is a predicted model, not a curated record.
AUGAAUACUUUAUCAACUUUCCAACUAGAUCAUCUUAUAUCAGCUUUUAAACAACAACAGAUUGCCUUUCGGAGAAGUACAGCAAGUGAUUUUAACAAUUUAUCAAAAAUACAAAAAAAUGUUUUCUUAGCACUUCAAGGAAUUGACAAUUUCAUAGUAACAGGACCUUCCACUAUGACAUUUAAAGAGUCUCAGCAAGUCUAUGCUGAAAUACUGUUUAUAUCGCAGUAUUUAGGCAUAAGACGUGUCAUGGAAACCAAUAUAAUUGGAUUUGCUGAUCGAUGCAAAAGCCUUAAUCUUGAAUUUAUGUUGAAAGAUUUCAUAGAUGCUGGUUUAUUAGAAUUCCUUUAUUCGCAAUUUUCUUCCACUUCCAGAUGUUUAUUAAGUAAAUUAAUUCGAUGGAAAAUUUGUAAUUCCAUGAUUGGAAAAGAAGUAAAUUUAUGUAAAAUCAUAAAUUCCAUAAAAGAGUCAAUUGGCAGUUUUUUACCGUUAGAAUGUCCUUUAUGGCCAAAAGUGAUCUGUAUAAUUUCUGAUAAUCAACAAAAAUUAUUAGAUAUUACAACUAGCCCAGGUGUAUAUUCUGAAUACAGCCGAUUUUUUAAUAUACAGAGAAUUAUCAAAGCACCUCAAAUAUAUGUUGAUCGUGAAUUUUCAUAUUUUCCAUUUCGUAAUAAACAAAAUUUAACUGAUCAAGCUACGUUUCAUCAAUUUUCUGUAUCUGCUAAAAAAAUCAAUUGUGUGGCUAUUUCUUUAGAAAAAUCAUUAGUACAAACACAGAACUUCCAUUCUAAAGUAAAUAUAGAUAAUAGUAAUUACAUCAGCUACCACUAUUUGAGAAUAGCAGACUCAGUAGAUUUCACAGAUAAUUUUCAAAAUAUAACAGACCGGCAAUCUAUAUUAAUAAUUGCUAAAAUUAAACCUUGUAAAUGA